Molecule: messenger RNA, 2376 nt
Organism: Branchiostoma belcheri (Belcher's lancelet)
Lineage: Eukaryota; Metazoa; Chordata; Leptocardii; Amphioxiformes; Branchiostomatidae
Exons: 16
Coding region: 240-2336 (698 amino acids)
Molecular function (GO): calcium ion binding
Source: RefSeq, a predicted model, not a curated record
GACCUACUUCCAGACGGGAGCAGCUGGCUUGAGGGGCGGGCCACAAGACGCCGGCUUGCAGUUCAGCUUCCCUACAAAACACAAGGCGAUUGUUUUCGUAAAAUCUUGUACGCCGUAGUUAAGUGGAAAAGUGUCUAAUCUCAGUAACCGCUCUGGGAUUGAGGGCGACACUGAGUGAGUGAAAGUACUUCGCCGCCAAGACAACCACAACUGGGCCGAGACCGGCUUUAUUAGAGACCAUGAAGCCGUCCAGUGUGUGCGGGGUCCUGUUGGUUCUACUGCUGGUUCUACAGCUCAGCCUGGCCAGGCGACAUCCCUACAAAAAGCACCGGUCGUCCCUGAAGAGAAACAGGAAGGCUCACGCCAAUGUUUACUACAGCCCGAAGGUGAUAAAGAAGCUGCGCGCGCAGAAGGAGAUCAAGGUGGGACACGGGCUGUGCCGGUACGGGGGCAGGUACGACUGCUGCUACGGCUGGGUCAGGAACGAGUACGGCGACUGCAAACCCGUAUGUCGUGACGCGUGUGUGCACGGAGUCUGCACCAUGCCUGACAUGUGUACUUGUCACACCGGCUGGAGAGGACGGACAUGUAACAAAGAUUUCAACGAGUGCGGGCACAAGCCUCGUCCCUGCCAGCACCGCUGCAUGAACGCCCAGGGCAGCUUCAGGUGUUACUGUAACCACGGGUACUCCCUACAGCCGGACGGGACGUCAUGCGCAAAAUCGCUUGUGUGCGCGUUACGGAAGUGCCAGUUCAUGUGCCGGGAGGUGAAGAAGGGAGUUCCGGAGUGUUUCUGUCCGGAGGGGCUGGAGUUGGGACCGGACGGGCGCCACUGUGUAGACGUUGACGAGUGUGCGCGUGGCUUGGUGACGUGUCCGCGGCGGCGGGUGUGUAAGAACACGUUCGGGUCGCACAUGUGCGUGUGUGCGCAGGGACUGUCCUUCAAGUACGUGGACGGGAGGCUUCGGUGUUUGGGCGCGGACGUGCAGAUGACAGUGGUGGUGGUGGACCCCAAGGACACAGAGGAGCCGAUCAGCGACUCGCAGGUGCGCGUCCUGUCCGAACCGAAAGGGGGCGGUACUAGCGUGGUCACAACGGGCCGGACGGAUCAAAACGGACUGUUGACGAUCACGGUCCCCUCCGAGAAGCCGCUGAUCAUCGUCGCCAGUAAGGACGGCUUCCUGACUAAUGCGGUGACGUUCGAGGCUUCACCUGGACAGAAGAACAUCGCGACCCUGCGGCUGACUGUGUACCGUGAGACGGAGGAUGUGGUGUACGACAGGCAGGAGCUCACCAGAAUAUACUUCGAACGGCGGAGUGAUCUCAACGACGCCAGCAGCGUCAUCUUCCCGCCAGGCGCCCUCCUGAUGGACGACAGUGAGCGGGCCACGGUGUCGUUCCGCGGGGUGGACGUGUCCCGUGACCGGGUGCUGCAGGGCCUGCCCGAGCUGGUGGGCAGCAUCGAGGAGAACAUCAACCAGGUCGAUUUCGAGUUCGAAGGAACGUCCCGCAUCAACCUGGAGGCUUACGGCGCCGCUGCCGUGGACAUCCGGGCACCUGGCAACCGGCGUGUGAGCGUCAGUUCAACCUUCAACAUCUCCAUACCCCUAGCGGAGGACUUGGACGGCACAGGUGUGGUUGCUCUGGAAGGCUGGCACUUUGACGAGGACCGCGGCGUGUGGGUCCAGGAGGCGAUCGGGGAGGUCCGGCGGGUGAACGGGCGCAUCACCUGGGAGGGCCCGGUGUCGCGCACGGGCUGGUGGGUAGCGGGGCGGCCGUGGAGGGACGCCAGCUGUGUGCGGGUGCGCGCCUGCUUCGACGACGACUGCGCCAGGCCCGUGCAAAAUGCCGCCAUUAGACUUGCAGGCCGUGACUACGGUUACUUCACGCAGCGGUACACCGACUCGGACGGCCACACCUGCUUCAACAUCCGGCGGGGCGGGACCGUGCAGCUCCGGCCAUGCUUCGGACCUGAGGUGGUGGUGGCAGGUACCGGGCAGCCGGCGGUGUGCAGGCGGGGGAUGGGCGCUCAGUGGUUCGACCCGCACCAACGCUCCACAGGGCAGUGUAAGGACGUCAAGAUACGGAUAUCAGAGUUUGACGUGGUGGACUGCGGCGUCCCACAGCUGAACGUGGGCGUGGUGACGGUGGGUGACGUCACGGGCGACACGUCGUUUGGCGCGAACGUGACGUACAGGUGUGACGACAGCUCCAACCCGUACGGCGGGCACCUGACGCGCCUGUGUCACAGCUGCGGCACCUGGAGCGGCAGUCCGCCCAGAUGUGAUGCCUACGAGACAGCAUUUGAAAGUUUUGCACUCUUGGACUCCCCCUAGCGACUGCAGAUGGCACUGCACAAGAUUAAAGCAUUUGACA